AUGACAAACGACACAAAUACAAACAAAACCACGCCGAAUGUGUUUGAACAUGCAUUACAAACGUGGAUUGAAAUCGAUUUGCCAAAUUUACAAAAGAAGCUUGAUGAACAAGGACUGGGAAUAAAAGAGGACCAAAAAUCAUCAGCUUUAAGUCGAAAGAACUUAGCCACGAAGACUAAAGAAUUCAGAAAACUAGAGGACGCAGGGAAGUUGGAGCAAAUCAAAUCCCUUUUAAAAUUGUAUCAGAAUGAAAUCGAUAGUCUAACAAGCAAAGGUAAAAAUGCUGAAAACUACUUUUUUGGGGUAUACCGGAUGAUUUCAGAAGCUCCAGAUCCUCGCCCAUUGUUGGAAAUGUGCCUAGACUCGGUAAUAGAAAGUAAAGAUGUGGCUAAUCUCAGAGCUGAAGUGACAAGAAUGGCAGAGGAGUUAGCGAAAAAGGCCGAUUAUGAUCAAUUGAAACAAAGAUUACGUUCCAAUGAACAAAAAUCAGCAGAACUUUUGGGCAAUCGAAUCAAAGCCAAAGAGAAUGAAUUUAAAGCAAUAUUGGAAGAGAAGGAAAGCAACUGGAACCAAAAAGAGAAGCAAUUUGAAGAUAGGUUGCUCACUGCCCAGAAGCAAAUCGAGGAAUUAAGAGCAUUUAAAGAAGUAUCAGAACUUCAGUUGGAUAAUCAAAAUCGAAAUACCACCAGUCAUGAAACUUCAGCUUCGGUAUUAGCCGAACUCGACAUGGUUAGAAGAGAUGCUGAACUGGCCAAAAAAAGAAUAUUUGAUCUUGAAAAGAGAAAUGAAGAUUUACGAAGAGAAAUUUCAAAAUCCAAGAAUGAUAAUGAUGCUGAAGUUGUACGUAAUGAAUGUGAUAAAAAGGUACAAGAAGUUGAGAGUGAAAAUGUUUUACUUGUUGCUAGUUUGGAUCAAGUUAGAAAACAAUUGGCUGAAGCUUCCAAAGGUUAUGAAACUAAAAUUGAGUCUAUGAAUAGAGAGAAUUCUCAAAUGAGUCAAGAAAUUGAAAACUUGAAAGCGAAAUUGAGCAAGGCUUCCGAUUAUGAGGACAUCAAGCUGGAACUUCAUUUACUCCGUCAAAUAGAGUUUGGACAUGGUGAUGAAGAUGACAAUGCACAAGGAGAAGGUGUCAAAUUGGAUUCGAUCGUAAUUGAGAGAAAUAAAGCCAUGACUCAGGAACUAGCACUGUACAGAUCACAACAUAAUGAUUUAGUCACCAAGAUUGACAAUCUUCAAAAACAAGUUGAUGUUUCAGCACAAACUAUAGAGUCAUUAAAACAAUUGAAUGAGAAAUUGGAAAAUGACUUGGCUGAUUUGCAAGAUUCAAACGGAGCAAAUAGAUUCAAUGAUAAUGCUAGUUUGAUUUCUGGUAUGAGUAGAUUUACGCGACCAUCACAUUUAAGAAGUGGAAGUAUUAUAUCGGGGAUGUCUGGAGAUAAAGGUGUCAAUGGAUCUGAUGAAUCGUCCAUUUUGCCAAUCAUUACCAAGCAAAGAGACAGGUUUAGAGAAAAGAAUAAUGAACUUGAGGAUGAACUUCGAAAACUGCAAAACAAAGUUAAUGAUCUUAAACGUCAAGUCAAUUCUUUGAAACAAGAUAAUGAAGAAUUGUAUGAAAGAGGACGGUACUUGGCCUCAUUCCAAACCCCGGGAACCAAGAACAUCACCACCACAGCAUCAGGUAGGAAAUUUCUCAACCCUAAACCAAACGUUGAUUUAGAACGCAAUGACAUUGAAUAUCAACGCAAUUACGAAAAGAAAUUACAUCCCAUUGAACAAUUUCGAAUUAAGGAACAAGAAAGAAUCAACUCCAGAUUAUCUCCAAUAGAAAGAUUAUUUAUAUCUCUUACAAGAGCAAUAUUGGCUACAAGAUUAACUCGAAUGGUGUUUUUUGCGUAUUGUUUAGGACUUCAUAUCAUUGUUAUGUUUAUUACCAUUUAUGCCAUGAAUAUCCAUACGUCAUUGAUACCUGAAGUGGGGUUGAAUAGCAGUACUGGUGGAGUAACUACAAACAAUGUUAAAUCGUCUCAGGUGAUUGAAAACAAUAGACCUGUAUAG
Messenger RNA from Lodderomyces orthopsilosis Co 90-125, 2055 nucleotides. RefSeq lists its product as uncharacterized. The coding region runs from base 1 to 2055 and encodes 684 amino acids. Gene Ontology annotation, biological process: intra-Golgi vesicle-mediated transport. The record is from RefSeq and is a predicted model, not a curated record. Gene Ontology annotation, cellular component: Golgi membrane. The transcript has a single exon. Lineage: Eukaryota; Fungi; Ascomycota; Pichiomycetes; Serinales; Debaryomycetaceae.